GUUUUUAUCCAACCAGAAAACUGGGGAAGGACGCAAGAGGAAAAUCGCUUUCGUGAACGAGAAGUGUUUCUAUUCCGUUUAUAUCCAGUCUGUCAGCCCCGUCAAAAUUUCUCCCAACUUUUCAGCUCUUUUUUCUCUGGAAAAAUUUUCUCUCGUUCUUGCAUUGGUUUCUUCCAUUUUCCAUUUUUCUUUCAGUUCAAGAAGAUAUAUUCAUGGGGAAGAUGAAGUGCUUCAAGGAUGAGUUCACUUUUGAGGAACGUCUGAAGGAGUCACAGAGUAUCGCAGCAAAAUACCCGGAUCGAGUACCUGUAGUAAUUGAGAAGUAUUCUAGAACAGACCUCCCUGAAUUGGACAAGAAGAAAUAUUUGGUUCCUCGAGAUAUGUCCAUCGGGCAGUUCAUAUACAUUUUGAGUAGCAGGCUACAUUUGCCUCCUGGGAAGGCUUUGUUUAUAUUUGUAAGGAACACGCUACCUCAGACUGCGAGUCUCCUGGAUGCCGUCUACAAUGCUUACAAGGAUGACGAUGGAUUUCUCUACAUGUGUUACAGCAGUGAGAAAACAUUUGGCUAGUUUAGGUACUUGAUCGGUCAUCCUUGUAAGUAUUUGCAUUCAAUUUGGUAGAGAAAUAAACGAAAUCUUAAGAUUAAAUAAUUGUCUAAUGGUGCGGAGUUUGGGUUGUUUAGUCUCAAGACGUAGAUUCAAAUAUCUGCGCCAACAUGUAAUGAAAAACUUGUCUGACUGGACAGUAGAAAUCCUCAUGUAAAUUAUUCAUUGUAAUCUUAAUGAAGUUUACUACUGUAAUAAUGGUAAGAAUUCAAGAGAGUGCAUCAGAGCCAAUUGUAACUUGCAAUUGACUAAGAAAGAACAUGAUUUUCAAAACA
Molecule: messenger RNA, 880 nt
Organism: Prosopis cineraria
Lineage: Eukaryota; Viridiplantae; Streptophyta; Magnoliopsida; Fabales; Fabaceae
Product: autophagy-related protein 8i-like
Exons: 5
Coding region: 213-569 (118 amino acids)
Biological process (GO): cellular response to nitrogen starvation
Source: RefSeq, a predicted model, not a curated record